AUGAACUUCUCUUCGACAUUUUUCAUUUUGUUGUUGAUUCUCAAAGUUUAUUUUGGAGAUUGCUGUCCAGAUGGGUGUCAUUGUGAAGGUUUGUACUUUACUUUACUUUAUGUAUCAUUUUUAAGUAGAAUGGGAUUAGCAGAACACAUGAGAAUAUGUGUUUUUUUCGAAUAAGGGGAAAAAAGAAAUGGAAUACAUAACAAAAGAAAUGAAGAAUGAAACAAUGAGAAAAUAUGUUCAAGGUUACAUUUGAUUCGGGAAAAUGAGGAAACUCAUAGAGUUCAAAAAUUUAGGGAAAGGGAUUUUUUUAGUUGGUUUUUCGAAUUCUGAAAAUAUUUGAAGAUUUUCCGGUUUUUCAUAGAAAAUUUUAUUUUCCGGUUUACCAGAAGAAUGUGCCGGAAAAAUUCGGAAAGUGAUUUUUAGUGAUAAUAUCUUUGAGAUCGCCCGAUUUUUGAAGAAUUUUCUAAGAGUCUGACAAAAAAUCUUUUGAUUUUUGCAUCUGAAAAAUCUCAAACAGUUACCAAUGAGCAAAUUUCAGGUAAAAGUAAGUUUUAAAACUUAUUUAGUGCUGAAAUUUAAAAUUUUAAAACUUCAAAAAAGUACAAGUUUUUCGUAUUUAUCAAUCUUCUCUCUUUGAUGCUCAAAAAACAUUUUUUUUCUCUUUCAUCCACAAAAAAAAUGAUUCAAAGUGUCAGUUUUCAAAACAAAAAAUAACUUUGACCAGAAACAUUUUCAAAAACAUAUGCUUCAGAGAAAGGAAUCCGCUGCGAUGGUUUAUCAGCCAUGGAACUCUCUCAAAUGCUCUCAAGUCUCACAAAUCUUCCACUAGCCAACAUCGAAACAUUCUCCAUUAAAUCGACUCCGAAUUUCACACUCAACAAAUUCCCCUCACUCCCAUUACUCAAGUUAGUUUACUACAACAUGUUUUUCUUUUUACGCAUAAAUUCUGAAUUUCAAGAAACCGAAGCAUAAAUCUUUUUAGAACUCUAAUAAUCGACAAUUGCACAAAUUCUGAUGAAUGGAUUCUGGAAAGAGGUCAAUUCCCAAAUGUCACAUUAAUGCGUUAUGUCAAUUCGAAACUAGCGGUGAGAAAAAGAAAAUUUUCUAGAUUUUUCAAAUCUGAUAAAAAUAUUCCAGACAUUUUCGAAAUAUUUUAUGGUGUCAUUUCCAAAAUUGAUUGAAUUGGAUUUAUCUGGAAAUGGUAUGGAAAGUCUGGGACACGAUAGUUUCCAUUUAGCAAGACUUCAAAAAUUCAACUUGCGAGAUAACAAUAUUCAGGUAUAAGGAAAAUCGGGUGUAAUCUAUUGAAUUUAUGAUUUCAGCUCCUGGGUGUUCAUAUUCUUCGUUAUAUGCCUGAACUUCAAGAAUUGGAUUUGACUGGAAAUAAAAUGCAAAGACUUGUGGUAAUUUUAUCAUAUGAAAAUUGACAAAUUCAGAAUAUUCUUUGUAGACCAGUGACUUCUACAGUGCAAGUUCGCUGCGGAGCUUGAAAUUGAGCAACAAUCGAAUUCGAGUUAUUGAAUGUGACACAAGCACUCCUCUUCCACAAAUCGAACUUCUUGAUCUGAGCGGCAAUAAUUUCACAGAUAUUCCUGGAGAAGGAAUAAGAAAUAUGGAAAGACUUGUCACUUUGAACAUUAGUCGAAACCCGAUUCGGAUUAUUGGAGAAGGAUCAAUUCGUUUGCCAAAUUUGCAAAUUUUGGAUGUUAGCAAGUGUAAUUUGUCGGUGGUUGAAGCUGGAGCAUUUACUUAUUUGCCACAUUUGCACACAUUGUAUUUGAAUGAUAAUUCGAGAUUGAUUUCGAUUUCACCGUUUGCGACUAAUGAGAAAAGCGCAUUGUUUAGGUAGGGGUUUUUUAAUUUGAAAAAAAAUAUACAUAUCAUCAAAAAAAACUCCACACUUUUCCAGUUUGGAUCUUCGUAACACUGGUUUCACAAAACUCCCAUACAACAUCUUCCGCCAAAUCAGCCGAAUUUAUCUCGCCGGAAUCCGCCUUGAUUGCGCUUGCGCUGCUCACGAUCUCUCCAGAGUUGACGGAAUCACAAUCGUUGAUUGGGCAGAAGUGAUGUGUGUGACAAAAACCGGUGCAGUUUAUCGAAUGAGUGAAAUCAACGAGGCAAAAAUGACAUCACGAGAUAGUUGUCGUGAUCGAUUGGCUCUUCCGUUCGGGGAUGAGCAAAUUGCGACCGUUGGUGAUACGUUCAAAGUGCAUUGUUCAAGUGAUAAUCAAGGAGCAAAAGUGACGUGGAAAACACCGGCCGGGAAAAUUGAAGAGGCUGGACAUCCUGAAUUGAUUACUGCGUUCAAGAAACAAGAUUAUUUUACAACUUCAUUGUUAGAUCCAGCGUCGUCAAAAAAUCAAUUGAAUCGAACUCACCCAACAACUGAUUUCUACGGGUUAGUAGUUUUUACGGUCUUCUUUUUUUUCAUCCAAACAUUUCCAGAAUCGAUGUUGUUUUGGAGAAAGACACUGGAGUUUACGAAUGCAUCGCCAAAUCAGACGAUCAAACCCAAAGUCGAAAAAUAUCGUUGAAAGUUGUCAAACCCGACAUUCAAAUUAACGCAAGUCACACUGGUAUAACAACAGUUCAUUUGACUUGGAACAAGAACUUGCAAGUUCAGGCUGUUGAUCGAAUCGCUCUUCAAUUUGUGAUUGAAAGUGGAAGCGAUUUUAGAAGAGAAGUUCAACUCUCUUUAUACAACAUGUAUUGCAGUUAUAAUUUGAUCAACUUGCAACCAGAUAGGGUUAGUCUUUUUUUCUUGGAUUCUUAAAUAUGGAUCAAAUGUUUCAGGAGUACAAAAUUUGUCUGCAAUGGGUUAUUACUUACGAUAUGACGGUGAUCUACAGUACAUGCUUGACAGAAAGAACACAAGCAGUCAAGACACUCUAUGAUAGUAUGAGUUUGGAAUUCAUUCUUAUUUUGACGUAAGUUUCGUUUUUUUUCUUUAAGAAAAAAAAAACAAUUUCAUUUUCAGAAUCAUUCUGCUUGCUGUUUGCUGUUUCUGUUGUUGCAACUGCAUUCAACAACGUUUCAACUUUUUGGCGCAAGCGAAACGUGAAUCCAAAAUGCAACAAUCCGUGUCAGGUCAAUCGAUGCUCAGCAGCUCGGUUUCUUCAUCAGCAGAUGCUACUAUGUAUGAAAACUUCCAACUUCAUGUAUGUCUAUUUGAUUUUCUCUAAAUAUAAAUGAAAAAAAAAAUGAUUUUUCAGACUUCCCCAUCGUUCCACGCCUAG
This is a messenger RNA of Caenorhabditis angaria, 3236 nucleotides long. The record is from the annotation of a GenBank genome assembly. Lineage: Eukaryota; Metazoa; Nematoda; Chromadorea; Rhabditida; Rhabditidae.